Molecule: messenger RNA, 717 nt
Organism: Prunus armeniaca (apricot)
Lineage: Eukaryota; Viridiplantae; Streptophyta; Magnoliopsida; Rosales; Rosaceae
Source: the annotation of a GenBank genome assembly
AUGGAGCCUGAAGCCAGAAGAGCAGAAAGACUCACCUACAGAGAGCCAUAUCCGGCUUACAUUGAUCAGAUACCUCUAUCACCAAGUUUCAAGGUCCCAAACUUCAAAUUGUUCAACGGAGAGGACCCCCAUGCUUCAUCAGUUAAGCAUAUAGGCAGGUUUUCUGUCCAGUGCAUAGCUAUAGAAAAUAAUUCUCUACUAAAGCUAAGGAUUUUUGGAAAUUCUCUCUCUGGACAAGCCUUCACUUGGUACAUCAGUGUACCAGCCAAUUCUUUUCAAACUUGGGAGCAUAUGGAAAACGUCUUCCAUGACUACUAUUUCAGGAUCCAGCCAGAAGUCACCAUCAGUGAUCUUGCUGCCCUCAAACAGAAUGAAGAUGAACCUGCUCAGGACUUUAUAACCAGAUUCAGAAAGCUCAAAAUGAAGUGUUGGAUCCCUAUGGAAGAAAGACACUUCAUUCAUAUGGCUCAAGCCACCCACAAAAUCUCUCUGAGAAAAAGAUUUGAUAGGAUGCUGUUUGGAGAUCUAGCAGAACUGGCAGAUAAAGCAUCUAAAUAUGAGGAGCUGCUUAGGGAAGAACAACAGAAGAUGAACUCUUCCAAAGGCACAUACUACAAGACUCCUUCUUCUUCAGUCAAUCUAGUUGAGGUAGAAUCAGAAGAAGACACAGAAGGCUCAGAGGAAAGAGAAAUUGUAGUAGCAGAGAUGGCAACAUGA